AUGAAUAAACUAAAGAAAAUAAUUAGGCAACAGCAAAGGGAACAUAGAAAUAAAAAUUGGAUAACAAAACUAACUAGAUUGCAAACUAAAGAUAAUUCCCUCUGGAAAAUGACUGAAGCCCUAAAAGGAAGCAUUAAAACAACUGUGCCAAUCCUGCAUGGGCCUCAAGGGCUAGUCUUCUCAGAAAAAGACAAAGCCGAUGUCCUGGCUCUCCAGUAUGAACAAUUUCACAGACUGACUACUGACAUGAUCAAUGCAGCUGUUCCUGGUGUUUAUGUGGAGGUUAAAGGUCUUACUGCCUUUAUGAAUAACGGCAUAAUAAAAAUAUUCUUCGACAAAGACGCCACUGUCAGUGCCUUAUACAAAAAUGGCAAAAAUCUAGUGGCGAAUGUAGGUGACGACAAAACUUUUUACAUUGACUGGAAUAACAGCAAGACAUACCACUUUUUUCCCUCUACACUUACAAUAAUCAGAAAGUCCGUUGACCACGCUCACAUUAUGUAUGUGCAAGACGAUUCUCAAUUUGCAAAGAUAGAAUAUCACAUCAUAAUGGAAAAAGGACUCAGUGGCAUUUAUUCCUAUAUAAGAGUCCAAAAUAAUAAACGCUAUCCAAUAUCUUUUGGAUUAAUGCGUAUUGUAUAUCGAUUUGAUCCCAAGCUUAUGUACCAGAUCACUAAUGGUGUACAGGAGGGCAUGCCACCACCUGAGUUUGAGCUAAGAAAAAAAAACGAAGUUCAGGAUACAACAUGGAAACUUAAAGAUGGUAAUAUUUAUUCCAAGUACGACUAUGCAGGCUACAUUCGAAACACAUAUUAUCAAGGAGUUUUCGGACAUGGGUAUGGUGUCUGGUUGAUUUCUGCCAGCCGCGAAUACCACUCUGGAGGUCCUUUGAAGCAAGACCUGUUAGUCCACCAUGAAUCUCUGAUUUUAAAUUGUUUGACCGCAGCUCAUUUUGGUACACCAAGUUUAGUUGCACCACCAGGAUGGUCCAAAUUAUAUGGUCCCUGGCUGCUCUAUUUUAAUACGGGAACGGAUAGUGAGGUAAAGUAUAAUGCAAUUUAUCAGUAUAAACGUGAGAAAAAAAAAUGGCCCUAUCAAUGGAUGAAUGAAUCAGAUUAUCCUCUAAAACGAGGUACACUGUCAGGCAGGAUCACUGGACCUCCUCAAAGCAUGGUUGUACUUUCAUCUUCAUUGAGAGAAAAUUUUGACAUGCAGACGCUUGGAUAUUCCUACUCUAAACAAACACGUAAAGAUGGCACUUUUAAAAUAGGAAAAAUCAGACCUGGAAUGUACAAGUUAACUGCAUAUCCUGUAGCAGGUUUUGGAAUUGGUUAUCAGUCGGAAAAAAUAAUAAAAAUCACUGCAGGAAUGAAUGAAGCUUUUUUGAAUUUACCGGUACCAACGACAGUGCUGUGGUCUAUUGGAGAAACAAACAGACGAUCAGACUCAUAUCGUUACUCCAAUGAGAAACGUAAUUAUAAGUGGCAUUUACUACCACCAGCGAAUCUGAACUUCCAGAUUGGCAAAAGCAACCCAGCUAAUGACUGGUAUUAUGCACAAACUUAUAAGGGAACGUGGAAUAUCAUAUACCAGGAUAUUCCAAAUAAAGUAAACAGAACUUUACGCAUCGGAAUAGCAGCAGCGAGUACCAGUCAAUCCGGAUUACCGAUUUUAGCAGUCAGUAUGAAUGAAUGUCUGAUUACAAAAUUUCGCUAUCAAAAUGAUCAUUCUAUUUAUCGGGGGGCUCAGCAGAGUGGGAAUUUUCAUUAUGCAAAUGUUAUAAUACCUGCAAAAAUGAUUAAAAAAGGACGUAAUAUUGUAAAUUUAUCGCUCCAUAGUGGAUCGGUUAUGUAUGACAGUAUUAAUUUAUCAUAG
This is a messenger RNA of Belonocnema kinseyi, 1875 nucleotides long. RefSeq names its product rhamnogalacturonate lyase-like. Gene Ontology annotation, molecular function: catalytic activity; carbohydrate binding. Lineage: Eukaryota; Metazoa; Arthropoda; Insecta; Hymenoptera; Cynipidae. The coding region runs from base 1 to 1875 and encodes 624 amino acids. Gene Ontology annotation, biological process: carbohydrate metabolic process. The transcript has 2 exons. The record is from RefSeq and is a predicted model, not a curated record.